Molecule: messenger RNA, 1968 nt
Organism: Cladophialophora carrionii CBS 160.54
Lineage: Eukaryota; Fungi; Ascomycota; Eurotiomycetes; Chaetothyriales; Herpotrichiellaceae
Exons: 2
Coding region: 1-1968 (655 amino acids)
Source: RefSeq, a predicted model, not a curated record
AUGUCGCGUCUCAGCUCGCACACCCACACUUCUAUCCGCGCGGGCCGCGUGGCCGUCAAGACAGUAACUCGCAAGAAAGGACCUUCGGCAGAUGAAUGGGCGCUCGUCGAACCCUUGCUCGAAGUCUGGUAUAUACAGGAGGAACGGAGUCAAAAAGAGAUACUUGAGUUGCUGGCGGGCCGGCAUGGGCUCGUUGUCAAGCCUAACGUGCUGAAGACGAGGUUGAGCAAAUUGAAACUGAGGAAGAACGAUACGAAAGAAGAGCGCGAAGCGGCCGUAGCACACCUGAAGCAGUGCGUCGACCUGGGCGUGACUGCCCCACUGGACAUCAAGAUCAAUGGGAAACACCCUCACUGGGACCGUGUCUAUCGCCAUGGCCGCAAGGAAUCAGGAAUCGAGAGCUCGUGGCUGCAAAAAGGCUCCGAGUGGCAUGUCCAAGUCUCCCGCCUUUGCCUGAAAGCGACUCCCGUUGACCACCAUUCUGAGAUGGCCCUGCUAGAAGUCAAGAGCUACUGGAGCACAGUCCUUACUCAGCCUGUCCGCGCCGUGUCGCCAAAGUCAAAGCAAGACAAUAACAAAACAUUACCCGACCCAAGCACUCUCAGAAUCGGGUUUCUUACCGGCCUACGACUCCUCAACAAAGGACAAGAAGAGAGUGGACAGCGAGAAUUUCGUCGCACGCGCGGUGAGGCCUCCAAGGUGUUCGAGAUGCAGGAGCCUGAUCUUACAAAGGAAAUCCUGUCCCUCUUCUCAGCCAGGGCUUGGACUUUGCACCCUGCCGAAUUUUUGUCCGUCGCCGAGUUUCUUCGCGGCCUGUCCAUCGAGUACCUUGGACUCCAACAUCCUGUGAGCAGGAUGCUCGAUGCUUUUGUCGCUUUGGUAGCUGCAGGUACCUUGGAGGCCUUCGAAGUCAUCCCUGAGCAGGCAUUGAAAGUGAUGGUCGACCUCGCCGACACGGAGAAGAGUCGGGUAAAACUUGAAUCUUCGUAUCUUCACUCUGUGGAAGUGGACCUGAUCAACAAAGUCAGAUCGAGGCUUGGUCCUGUCGCGGUCAGGAAACUGAUCCAGAAGAAAUUCUCCCAUUACAGGUCGACCCUGGGCGAUCGAAGCAGGCAUACGUUGUCGAUGCGGAUGGACCUUGCCCUGACACAUCUGGACGAGGCUAAAGGCAUUGAUGGACAGGAAAAGCCAGACGAGAAACGUAUUGCCGAACGCAAGGGCGAGGAAAUCCUGUCCAAGAUCGUGGCUCAAGGCGAGAAGUACCCGGCAGACCGCUACCGGAUCGGCAGCUAUCUGGUGGCAGCCCAAGAACUUGCUCGCUACUAUUUCGCACAGCAAGAAUUUCCGAACGCGCACAAAUAUUACGUGCGAGCGGUGAUCUGGGCCACAGAGAAGCUUGGCAAGCACCAUUCGUAUACAAGCUUACUGUUGACCGAACUCAGAGCUUUGCGCAAGUUGGUCAGGCUGGGCAUGGUCGACGUUCCAGCAGCCGAGGAGGAGCUCUGGCAAACUCACAUCGGCAAGACCAUCCCAGGAGAGGUCAAUGAAGCGGUUGACUGGGAACCAUAUCAUGCUGAUAUUGACUUGGAUGACAAUCUCGAGCUUGCUGAGCACGAGAAUACCCCGCAGAACGAGAUAGACGCCACCCCCAAAUUGCUGGAUCAGAGCCAGAGACAAAUGUACGAAGGAAGCUCAUCACAGGUACAAGACGAUGUUCAGCUGGAGGGUCUCGAUUACCGUGAUUAUCAGGAUUUCGAACCGGAUUAUAUGCAGCCAGCUGGAUCUUCUUUUCCGGGGGAUCUGGAUGUGCUUGAUCAUGAUCUAUCUGGGGACGCCUAUUUCGCGUCCCAAAUGACGUUCGAAAGCCUUCUGAAGGCCUCUGAGCAAGAUAUGCUUGAAUUCCUGCCGGCCGAUCCCAGCCACGAUCUCAGCUGGUUGGAAGAUAUUGAUGGACGUCUUGAAGCCUAA